Molecule: messenger RNA, 2550 nt
Organism: Pecten maximus
Lineage: Eukaryota; Metazoa; Mollusca; Bivalvia; Pectinida; Pectinidae
Exons: 2
Coding region: 180-953 (257 amino acids)
Source: RefSeq, a predicted model, not a curated record
UCCCAUUCACCUCCAAGAGCUCUGUGGUGCUAGCAUCAGGCUUAGAUGAGCGUCAAUACACUCCGCUAGCUACUACAACAAGAGUACUGUUGAUUUCCAGCUGUAUACAACAGCAAAACGCACUGUGUGGCUGACGUGUUGGAUACCGUGUGAUUUUCAAUUAUUACUGUAGGAGAGACAUGGGGAAUCAUUCUAGCCGGAAAAACAGUGGACUCAAAUAUCACGGGAAAAAAGGUCGAGCUUUGAGCAAUACAGAUGAUCUAAAUGAGCCUCCAAUGGAUUCCUACGACAAAUUGGUGGCGUGGUUAGUAGAAAUGGCUGAAAAUGACAACUCUGGAAUCGACAAAGCAUCCUUUGUGAACCAGAUACAGAAUGUUUGUACGAAGCGCAAAAGUAAGCUACGGAACCAAGCAUCUUGGCAGACUUCAUGUGACUCCUAUACAAGUACGGAAACUCCCGCUGUCAGUAAAUCCUCUCGUUCAUGCGAAGACAUAAUUGACCCUAAUUCGAGACUACGUGUACCUGUGUCGAGCAGACAAACCACAUUUAGUGAGGACGAAGAGGACAAUGAAUUGAGAAAAUUGUCAAGUGAAAGUCUGUAUAACGAUGCAGAUCGAGAAAACGAUUUUGACGUAGUGGAUCCAAAAGAAAUUUUACUGAAGAAGCGAAAAAACUUUUUAACUUCUGGUAGAGCUGCGCAUGUUUUAAGUUCAAGCGUUGGUAAUCUUGUAGACAGUCAUGGCAUGCUAAUAAAUGAUAUCAGAAGAAAAAGUUCCAGCAUGGUGAUUAUGCAAGCGAGGGGACAACAUUCCGUGGACAUUUUAGAUCGACCAGAAUUACCACAGGUCACGGUGCAAAGUAGCAGUGAAGAGAAAAUCCUGGACGACGAGCUAUUGGACGGCAAUAUAGCUGACAUCAUGUUUGCUGUGGAAGCACUAUGGCCUAAAAAAUGAUACAUAUAACAGCCGCCAACGGUUGACAAUUUUGUGAACCAUCCCCCAGUGGUUUUAACAUGUGGAAGACUUUCAAUGAGUGACCAAGUUUGAUCUUGCCAAGUGUGACAUUGGAUGGACGUUGUUGGGUAUUCUAAAAACCCUUUUGUUGGUUCAGGUUCCAUUAUACGCACCGGUUGUAUAUGGAACUUUUGCACGAGCAAUGUGACAUGAUCACAGGACAUCACAUGAUUGGUUGAAUUUUUGCUAUCUCUCCGCCACGAUUGCCUUCCGUUGCUAGCACAUGCCAAACCGUUCUUUUAAACGAUGGCGCUUAGUGCCAAAUGCAGAGAUGACAUGAAUAUAUUGAUAAGUAUCUUUGUGCUGUAAAUUGAGAUAUUUAUGGAAGACGACUGCUUCAAAGAUUGAAAAUCUGUUUAAAUGAUAGUUAGAACUAUAUGUCUAUUUGUGUAUUUAAAAUCUAAAUGAUUUCCGAUGCCAAUCCUAGAAGAAAGAGUUAAAAGCAAUCAACAUUAGAAUAUUGGCAUUACUUUUGUCAUAUACUUCACUGUCGGCACUUUUAUGCGAUGUCAUAAUAUAUUUUAUUAUAAACCACUUUGAUAAUAGCUCUAUACAUUCCAAUUUUUCACAGAAUCUUUCCUGAUUUAUUUGUGGCAGACGUGCUGAAUCAUAACAGUACGAUUCUACUACAGUUGACCACUGUGUGCAUAAAAUCCAUUUUUGUAUCAUGAAUCAUUUUACUUCAUCAACUUCAUGUUCGAAUAGUGGCAAUAAUUCUACGUAUAUGCUAUGAUAUAUAUAUACAUAUAUAUAUUUGUAUUCCGUUUGUCUCUUGAGACAGCCAAAUAUUACUGUGUUGUAUAAUUGCUUACAUGAGGAACCAAUACCUAGAUAAAUACUAUCCAUUAUUGUGCUACGUUAAAUUCUUGUAACCAAAUCAAUCUGUAAAUGACUUUAACUAGUAACACACUGUCGUUGACACUUCUGACUAUCAGUAAAAUACUAAAUAUCUUCAUUUGCAAUAAUCACUUGUGCCGCAUUGCAAUAUUGAUUUUUAUGAAAAUGUCAAUUAUUCUACGAAUGAACUGACAAUAUGAACAACAAGGACAAGCUAUGUAUGUUUGUAGUAGCGGUGUAUAUAAUCUUACUGAUAUGCAAUAUUUUACAGCACGUUGUGGAAAAAAUCAAACACGAAAUUAUUUUCUUGUUUUUAGAACGCGAUUAAAUGAAUUUCCCCUUUUUAAGAAUCUGCUGCUUGGAUUUAUUUUAGACAUACAACUCAAAAAUCGAUCAACUGUAGUGAAUAUUUUAGCAAAAAAUCAAGUAAGAUUGUUUCGUUUUUAAAACAAUUGUCGUUUGGAAAAAAAAGCCUUAAUCGACUAGUGUGCUUUUUACUUUGAGUUUUUCGCUCUUUGACUAACAUGUAAACUUGUUAAUUUGUUGUGUAGUUACUGCUGUGGUGUCAAAACAGUUACAUGAUCAUACCGUAUAACAAUGUAACUUGGUGUUUGGAGUCGAUGUGUUCUCGUACAUGUACGACAUCGAAGAAACAUUUUUACUGCAAUUCUUAAAAUCUGUAAUAAAUAUUUAAACCAAG